AUGCUCCGUUCUUGGUGGACCCGUAGCUGCGACCGUUCCCUUGUUGUUCAGGAUGUCAUACGUGACAACCCUUCACCACAAGCUCAACGCAACAGGAUCCGAAAGCUAUGUGGGCAGAACAGCCUGCGAAAACUCUCCGAAGUUGAUCACGGGCAACUUUAA
This is a messenger RNA of Fusarium proliferatum ET1, 162 nucleotides long. RefSeq lists its product as uncharacterized. The transcript has a single exon. Lineage: Eukaryota; Fungi; Ascomycota; Sordariomycetes; Hypocreales; Nectriaceae. The record is from RefSeq and is a predicted model, not a curated record. The coding region runs from base 1 to 162 and encodes 53 amino acids.